CGACACCUCUACCCAAUUCUUCCAAUGGCCGAACCAUGUUCACAAAUUAAUCACGAGAAGAACAUUGCGUACACUCCACCUUUUCCACGCCUUCACAUUAAAAGACAAAUUAUGACAGAGAAAAUAAACACAAGACGACAAUUGUGUUGCUUUGUUCGUUCCUCAUGCUGCCUAAAAUUUUCUUAAUUGGCUUUUAAAGAAAGCUAAUAGGGCUUUCUUUACCAAAAUCCAAUUAUAAAUUACUUUGUUUCUCCUGGAAGCUGGGAACUUCACUAAUGACAUCUGGGCUUUCUGCUUAGAGAGAUUUGCUGUGGGGAUGGAAAUUAUUUCUUGCCAUACUACAAGCUGCUGUUAUACUGUAAAUUUUAGGGGCACAAAGUUCACAGAUCCACAUCACUCAAAUAGGGGAAAAGGGUUUUCUUCUUCUCUCAUAAAAACCAGUAAUUUUGACCAUCCGUACAGUUUAAGGUUAAAUCGAUUCACCCACCACAGAGUUCCAAAUAUCGUUUCCUCUCUUAACGAAGCUUACAACUCGAACGUUCUUGAUGGUCAAGUGGGCACAACCAGUGUGACCGAUCGUAAUAAUCGUUCGAUACCUAAAGUCUCGAUUCCUAGCUUGCCCGAUAAAAACGGCGGCGAUAGCGCAGCUCCCAUAAGCAGCUGCUAUUGGGAGUGGAGGCCGAAACUGAACGUGCAUUACGAAAAAUCGGGGUCUGGAAAUGUCGACUCGCCCGCGGUUCUUUUUCUUCCGGGAUUCGGUGUGGGCUCGUUUCAUUACGAGAAACAGUUGAAAGAUCUUGGCCGUGAUUAUAGGACGUGGGCAAUGGAUUUCCUUGGUCAAGGUAUGUCUUUGCCGAACGAAGACCCGACUUUUCGGUCCGAUGAAUACGUGUUAGAUGGGGAGAAUGAUCAUUGGGGAUUUGGAGAUGAAAGCGAGACGUGGGCGAAGGAGCUAGUUUAUUCGGCUGACUUGUGGAAGGACCAAGUGCACUAUUUCGUAGAAGAGGUGAUUAAAGAACCCGUUUAUCUCGUCGGAAAUUCACUCGGAGGAUUUGUGGCGCUCUAUUUUGCGGCAUGCUAUCCUCAAUUAGUGAAAGGUGUAACUUUGCUUAAUGCAACUCCGUUUUGGGGACUUCUCCCUAAUCCCGAAAGAUCUCCGAUACUAUCGAGACUAUUUCCGUGGUCCGGAUCGUUUCCUCUUCCUUCUGGUAUUAGAAAGCUAAUGGAAAUUUUGUGGCUGAAAAUUAGUGAUCCAAGAAGUAUUGCAGAAAUACUCAAGCAAGUGUACGCAGAUCAUUCAACGGAUGUGGAUGAAGUGUUUUCUCGUAUUGUCGAAACAACACAACAUCCGGCAGCGGCUGCAUCGUUGGCUUCAAUAAUGUUUGCUCCUAAAGCACAAUUAUCGUUUGAUGAAGCUUUAUCUAGGUGUCAAAUGAACAAUAUACCGAUUUGUCUGAUGUAUGGUAAGGAAGAUCCUUGGGUGAUGCCCAUAUUCGGUUUGCAGGUGAAGAACCAAAUGCCGGAUGUGCCGUAUUACGAAAUUAGCCCUGCCGGUCACUGCCCUCAUGAUGAAGUUCCCGAGGUAGUGAACUUUAUUCUUCGUGGAUGGCUAAAAAACGUGGAAUCGGAAGGUCGUUUUGUGCUGCCUUUGCUUGACGACAACCCUGAAUACACCUAUUACAACGUCACAAAGGACUUGGAAUUUUUCAGACAAGAAGGUUCUAGAAAAUCGGUUCGUGUGAAGUUCCACGGAUCCAAUUUCUCUGUCUGGAAUUGGUUUCUCUCUCAGUUCAAACCUCUUCUCACAGAAAUGUCUCGAUGGAAUACUUAGUACUUAGCUGCCGUAUAGAAGAUUUAAGUGUAUGUUCAUAUUGUAUUCAUCUGCUAUACGGUAAUUAGAUUGUGUACGAAAGAAAGAACGAUCGAACAAAUUUUGUUGUAAAUAUGUCAUGUGAAACUUUGAAUUUACAUUCAUGUAUUC
Messenger RNA from Erythranthe guttata (spotted monkey flower), 1981 nucleotides. Its product is annotated as pheophytinase, chloroplastic. Gene Ontology annotation, cellular component: chloroplast. Gene Ontology annotation, biological process: chlorophyll catabolic process. Lineage: Eukaryota; Viridiplantae; Streptophyta; Magnoliopsida; Lamiales; Phrymaceae. The record is from RefSeq and is a predicted model, not a curated record. Gene Ontology annotation, molecular function: pheophytinase activity.